Molecule: messenger RNA, 3690 nt
Organism: Electrophorus electricus (electric eel)
Lineage: Eukaryota; Metazoa; Chordata; Actinopteri; Gymnotiformes; Gymnotidae
Source: RefSeq, a predicted model, not a curated record
CUUUGACGUGUACAUCCCUCGCAUGGUUCCGUGUGCUUCCGGAUAAGCAAGCGUGAUUCGCGGUGCUCAGCCUUUUUUCCCCCCUUUCGCCUUUUACUCGGAACGGUCCCAGCACAGUCAUUCGGUAACCCCGCUUUCCCCCCCCGUUAACGGAGCGUGUAAACCAGUGGACAUGGCGACUUCGGUAUCUGCGCAGGUUCAGGGCACCUCGGCGUCGGUUCCGGUGCUGCAGAGAGGAAUCGUGAAAAUGGUCCUGUCUGGAUGUGCCAUCAUCGUUCGAGGCCAGCCGAGAGGUGGCCCUCCCCCAGAGCGGCAGAUCAACCUCAGCAACGUACGCGCUGGCGCUCUCGCCCGCAGAGCCGCACAGAGCCAGCCCGACGUCAAAGACACACCCGACGAGCCCUGGGCUUUCCAGGCUCGUGAGUUUCUGCGCAAAAAGAUGAUUGGAAAAGAAGUUUGCUUCACCGUGGAGGUCAAAACCCUUCAGGGGAGAGAGUAUGGCAUGGUGUACCUGGGAAAGGACACGUCCGGAGAGAACAUCGCAGAGUCGCUGGUCGCCGAGGGCCUCGCCGUAGUCCGUAGAGAGGGGAUCAGAGGCACCAGCCCUGAGCAGGUCAGACUGUGUGAUUUGGAAGACCAGGCAAAGGCUGCCAAGCGAGGCCAGUGGUCGGAGGGUGGAGGAGCGCACACCAUCCGCGACCUGAAGUACAGCAUCGAGAAUCCCCGCCACUUCGUGGAUUCCUUGCACCAGAAACCGGUCAAUGCCAUUAUUGAGCACGUUCGAGAUGGCAGUGUGGUGCGAGCGCUCCUUCUACCCGAUUACUACCUGGUCACGGUGAUGCUGUCUGGAGUCAAGUGUCCCACGUUCAAGCGAGAAGCGGACGGAUCAGAGACUCCCGAGCCGUUUGCGGCCGAGGCGAAGUUCUUUACCGAGUCCCGUCUGCUUCAGCGGGACGUGCAGAUCAUCCUGGAGUCCUGCCCCAACCAGAUCAUCCUGGGUACCAUCCUCCAUCCGAACGGGAACAUCACGGAGCUGCUGCUGAAGGAAGGUUUUGCGCGCUGCGUAGACUGGUCCAUGGCUGUGUACACGCAGGGGGCCGAGAAGCUACGCGCCGCCGAGCGCUCGGCUAAAGAGCGCAAGGUGAGAAUGUGGAAAGACUACGUCGCGCCCACCGCCAACCUGGACCAGAAGGACAGACAGUUCGUGGCCAAGGUGAUGCAAGUUGUGAACGCAGAUGCCAUUGUAGUGAAGUUGAACUCCGGGGAGUACAAGACUAUCCACCUGUCCAGCAUUCGACCACCCAGGAUUGAGGGCGAGGAGAAGAACAAGGACAAGGACAAGCGUUUCCGUCCGCUCUACGACAUUCCCUACAUGUUUGAGGCCAGGGAAUUCUUGAGGAAGAAGCUCAUCGGGAAAAAGGUCAACGUCAUGGUCGAUUACAUCCGAGCUGCCACCGCCGGCGCUGAGACGGGCCCUGUCCCGGCCUUCCCAGAGCGCACCUGUGCCACGGUCACCAUCGGAGGAAUAAACAUCGCCGAGGCCCUGAUCAGUAAAGGCCUGGCUACAGUAAUCCGAUACCGCCAGGACGACGACCAGAGGUCCUCCCACUACGACGAGCUGCUGGCCGCGGAGGCGCGGGCCAUCAAGAACGGGAAAGGGCUCCACAGUAAGAAGGAGGUACCCAUCCACAGAGUGGCCGACAUAUCCGGGGAGACCCAGAAAGCCAAGCAGUUCCUGCCCUUCCUGCAGAGAGCGGGCCGCUCGGAGGCCGUGGUGGAGUACGUAUUCAGCGGCUCCAGGCUGAAGCUCUACAUGCCCAAGGAGACGUGCCUCAUCACCUUCCUGCUGGCCGGUAUUGAAUGUCCGCGAGGCUCACGGAACAUCCCUGGUGGGAUUGCGGAGCCGUUCAGUGAGGAGGCCAUGCUCUUCACCAAGGAGCUGGUGCUGCAGAGAGAGGUGGAGGUGGAGGUGGAGAGCAUGGAUAAGGCGGGGAACUUCAUAGGCUGGCUGCACAUCGAAGGUGUGAACCUGUCUGUGGCGCUGGUGGAGAACUCCCUGUCCAAGGUGCACUUCACGGCCGAGCGCAGCGCCUACUGCAAGACCCUACAGUCGGCCGAGGAAACAGCAAGGCAGAGGAAAGACAAGAUCUGGGCCAAUUACGUGGAGAAGCCCCCAGCGGAGCUGGCCCAGGUGUCGGAGGAGAAGGAGCGCGUGGCAAACUACCGGGCCGUCUAUGUCACGGAGAUCACGGACGGCCUGCACUUCUACGCACAAGACGUGGAGACAGGUGAGAACCUGGAGAACCUGAUGGAGACGAUGCGGGCGGAGCUGGCUUCCCACCCGCCGGUGGAGGGGGCCUUCAGCGCGCACAGAGGGGACCACUGCAUCGCCAAGUUUGCUGACGGAGAGUGGUACAGAGCUCGUGUGGAAAAGGUUGAAUCUCCUGCAAAGGUUCACGUGUUCUACAUAGACUACGGCAACAGAGAGAUCGUGUCAUCCGUGCGUCUGGCCACUCUCCCUCCUUCCUUCAGCACCCGCACCCUCCCAUCACAGGCCACCGAGUACGCCUUCGCGUUCAUCCAGGUCCCUCAGGACGAGGACGCGCGGGCCGACGCGGUGGACUGCGUGGUCAGGGACAUCCAGAACACGCAGUGCCUGCUGAACGUGGAGUACCCCGGCGCCACCUGUCCCCUCGUCACCCUGCAGUUCUCCGACUCCAAGGACGACGUGGGCCUGGGCCUGGUCAAGGAAGGCCUGGUCAUGGUGGAGACGCGCAAGGAGAAGCACCUGCAGAAAAUGGUGACUGAGUAUCUAAAUGGCCAGGAGUCUGCUAAGAGUGCCAGGCUCAACAUUUGGCGCUACGGAGACUUCCGUGCCGAUGACGCAGAGGAGUUUGGAUACAGUCGCUAAGCCUCACCAUUCCAAAGACCUUGUAGAAGAGAAUAUGCAUUCACAGAGAGAAAGAGGAAAAAAAAUGAUAACAAAGCGUUAAUAUGCUUUUUUUUUAAUUAUUAUUAAUCUCUCUCUCUCUCCUUUUUUUUCACACUCUGUGCAUUUCCCUUCUUCUGCCCAAGAACGAUUUUUGUUUUUUUGUUUUUUAACUAAAGACAGCAGGGCUCUACAGGUGAACUCACUUGUAGAUACUCAUAGUAGGACCAACUUACCUUCCCUUACGUUUUAGCGACAUCAUUUCAGUGUUCAUUUUUAGCCAAUCACCAUAGUGUUCAUCCCUCCACGGCCAGCCCCUUUGUAGUUCUGCUCCAAUCUGAGCUUCAGAGGGCGGGGCGUUCACAAAUCUGGGGUUUGCACAGAGGCAACACGAACUCGACGGCUUCCUGAGAAAACGCUUCCUUAAUCAAGAGAGACUAAAAUUCUAUAUUUAAAUGUAUAUGGAUAUUAUUUUCAAGUUAGAUAAGCACACUCAAGUGAAACUAAUGAGUGUAUUUUAUAAUGUAUGAGUGUUUGACAUUUCUGGACUUUUGUGUAAGGAGUGUGUUUUCUCGCUGUCAGUACCUUGACGAACAUUCAUUCAUUCUGCUCCUCCGGGACAUUUACAUUUAACGGUUGUGUUUCUUUGUCUUCUCCAUCUGUCGCUUUCCUGCCGAACCAACAGUGUUUUGAUUUCAUUUCUUUGCGAGGUGGACCCCGUCAUUGUAUUUAAAUCUGGUAAAUAAAAACAAGCAAAGUUC